CAAAGGACACCUUCAGCUGCACUUCCUGAUCUUGCAGCCUCCCGGUGGUGCAGUGAGAGCCAGCUGAUCAGGCAGGCAUGCAGUGCGUGGGACUCCUCCUGAUGGUCUUGGUGUCGUGUGUGGCUCUGCGCUCUGCAGAAGCCCUAAUUCCCUUGGACUACAGCUGCUGCACUGAGGUGGCUCCGCGCGUCUCGGUGGUGUUUCUGGAGCUGAUGGUGCAUUCGUGCCACGUGCAGAAAGCUGACGAGCACUGCAAGGUGGACGCCAUCAUCCUUUACUACGGACGGGAGAGACACUGUGUCUCCCCGCAGGAUUAUUUCCUGCAGCGCUGGAUGAGAGUACAGGCGACCACGGAAAAGGGUAUGCGCGCAGGCUGCGCUCUGGAGGAGACCCGGGGAAGACCGGCUAGGAGCGCACCCGAGGAGCCUGCGGCAGGUGGCCCGACAGCCUCUUAACACACAGCUGACGCCGAGGCUGUAAAGGUGACUCCUCCAGUGAAAGGAAGCCCUUAUCUUCAGAUGAUCUUUGAAG
Molecule: messenger RNA, 531 nt
Organism: Ochotona princeps (American pika)
Lineage: Eukaryota; Metazoa; Chordata; Mammalia; Lagomorpha; Ochotonidae
Product: C-C motif chemokine 28-like
Exons: 3
Coding region: 78-455 (125 amino acids)
Biological process (GO): immune response
Cellular component (GO): extracellular region
Molecular function (GO): chemokine activity
Source: RefSeq, a predicted model, not a curated record